Mesocestoides corti is the source of this 351-nucleotide messenger RNA. NCBI's taxonomy places the organism in Eukaryota, Metazoa, Platyhelminthes, Cestoda, Cyclophyllidea, Mesocestoididae. The record is from the annotation of a GenBank genome assembly.
AUGAUUCAAUGCCGUACUGCCUCGCCCACUCUGCAAUUCAAGUACGCAUGUCUGUGUCGCGAUGAACCAGACAUGCGGUGGAUGGAACCACAGAUCCUGUUGCGCGGGUUUGACGUGCCGAAAGCUUCGGGCUGCGAACACCUACGGUCGAUGCUCCGCCAUCGGCUACCUGCCUCGCCCUACCCAUGUGGAAACCACCACCACCGUGCCGAUAAGAUGCGACCGUCUUUCCACGUGACCUUGCCCUUCGUAAGAAUGCGGCAGCUGGGGAUCGUUGAGCUUGUCAAACUGCCCUCAGUUGAAACAUUCUGGGGUCUCGGAAUCGUCCUCCCACAAAACCGUGUUUCAUGA